Messenger RNA from Paramormyrops kingsleyae, 3288 nucleotides. It is a transcript of the gene rab15, whose product is annotated as RAB15, member RAS oncogene family. The record is from RefSeq and is a predicted model, not a curated record. Gene Ontology annotation, molecular function: GTPase activity; GTP binding. Lineage: Eukaryota; Metazoa; Chordata; Actinopteri; Osteoglossiformes; Mormyridae. Gene Ontology annotation, biological process: Rab protein signal transduction.
UGCACCCCAAGUACUGCCUCCCCUCCCACUGAAUACGUUGUUGGCGGAGUGCAAACCACAGCGGCCACAGCGCCCAUCCCUAACGCCUCACGCUGGUCUAAGCGUCGGGCGCCCGGAUCCAGCCCUACCCCUUUGGUGGAAAUACAGCAAACAACGAUCUUUUGUGUAGGACAGAAAAAAACGCAUUCGGCGUCGGGGAGAAGCAGUAAGGAGGGAGGGGAGCUCGUCUUGCAUUUCUGCAGAUAUGGGCAGGGAUUAGAGAUCCGUUGCAGGGUUUAACAUUAUGGCCAAGCAGUAUGAUGUGCUGUUCAAGCUGCUGCUUCUUGGAGAUUCCGGCGUUGGGAAAACCUGUUUAUUGUGCAGGUUCACGGACAAUGAAUUUCAUUCUUCACACAUUUCCACAAUCGGAGAGCCAGAGACUAUGACCCACUGUAUCCCAGGAGUGGAUUUCAAAAUGAAGACUUUGGAAAUAGAUGGCCUCAAAGUGAGAAUACAAAUAUGGGACACCGCGGGUCAGGAGCGAUACCAGACUAUUACCAAGCAGUACUACAGGCGAGCACAAGGGAUAUUCCUAGUGUAUGACAUCACCAGUGAGCGCUCGUUCCAGCACAUCAUGAAGUGGGCCAGCGACGUGGAUGAGUAUGCCCCAGAUCAGGUGCAGAAGAUCCUGAUUGGUAACAAAUCAGACGAGGAUCAGAAGAGGCAGGUGGCCACUGAACAGGGGAACAAGCUUGCUAAGACCUACGGAAUGGACUUCUUUGAGACAAGUGCCUGUACCAAUUACAACAUUAAGGAGUCGUUCACCCGGUUGACGGAGCUGGUGCUGCAAGCCAACAAGAAGGAGCUGGAUGUCCUGCGGGUUCCCUUCGGCGAGGAGCUCUCUGUCGCCGAUCUAGAGGAGGAGGAGCACCAGGCUGAUGUCGACAACAGUUCUCAGAAGAACUGCUGGUGUUAGGGAGCUGGGUGGCCUUCUCGCCGCUAUAGACCCACCACGUUCUCGCCGCUAUAGACCCACCACGUUCUCGCCGCUAUAGACCCACCACGUUCUCGCAGCAUUGUGGAAACAUUGUGACGUUAUCUUGAGCGGGUUAUCUCAUUUGCUGCAACUUCUGAAAUGCAUAUGUUCCUCAAAUCCUUUAACCAUUCCUCUUUCCUUUGUUUAUGAACCCUUAUUGUUCAUAUGUACUUGCUCAAAGGGGCUGGUGCUUUCCUUUCUUUUGUAAAGAAACGUUUACAUUUGUUGCACCUCUUCAAUCUCAUGCUGGAUGAAAGUAUAUCUCAUGUAAUUCACAGAUUUCACAGCUAGGUGGCAGCAGUCUCUCGGCACACUCAUGGUUUCGUCCUGACGUUUUGAUACUGGGGACAUCUGCUAUCCGUUUGUCUCUGUGAUACCCUUAAAUAUGGAUACUAGAUCCGUUUGCAAGAACCGAAUAAUUCAAGUUGUUCCAUGAAAAAUGUUUCAGCGCAGCUAGGAUCCGCGUUUUGGAGUAUUGUAAUUUCACCCCCCCCGGAAUUUCAAUGUAAAUCUAGCAGAUGUAAUAUUAUAUAGCAUGCAGUAGAAUGCUGUAUAAUAUAUUGAGACUUUUCUUUAAAUAUCAUAUUUUACAUCUUUACCCUGGCAACUUCAGUAUGCAUUAGUGAUAAUUUCAUGUUAUUUUUUGCCUACUAGGUCCCAGCACUUCGAUCAUGGCAUCGGUCGCCCCUUUUUCAGUUUUAGAACCAAAAUAACAAGCUUUGCCAAAACACUUUCAGAGUAGAUUAGUCUGCUGUUUUCAUAUAGAUAUUUUUUUUUCUAGAAAACAUCAUAAUGUCACACUUCGCCAGUUUUCAAUAGUUGGCUACUCGUAUUACGUGAAACAUUAUAUAAAAAUAAUUAUCAAUAUAGAUGCAACUAGUUAAUUUUGUGAAGCUUAAUUCGUGUUUGAAGCCGCUUCUGGUCCGACUAACAGCUUUUUUUUGUCUCCUGGAAAGGACUGUUAUAUGUAGGUUCCAUUAUUUUCCUUCUUUUCCUAGUGCCGACAGUUGCUGAAAAAGCUACAUUAUAGUAUUAAAAUGUCCGAAAUCCUUGAGAUAUCCAUGCCAGUUUGCUCAGCAGAAUAUGCGUUUCGGGUUUAGUCCUUGUAUAUGUUCAGCUAUAGUUUAAUAAGUUCAAAUAUCUUUAUUUUUUCAUUGGGUCAUUUCCAGGGUCUUGCUAUGCUGGAUAACUUCACUUUUUCCCAGUCUUUCAACUGGAAUGUGACAGUGAAAGAAGAUACUUUGUACAGUCGAGAGGGCAGAAAACUGAGAUGAAUUAUUGAAGUACUGAAAACCAAGCCUGCUUGGUAGAGUCGUGUGGAAGAAAACGAACCAGUUUUUUUUAAACGCAGUUCUUUUUCACUCCUCUGCCAAAAGAUUAAAUUACCUUGAUUCAAGAUGCAGAUCUAUAUUCUUUUACACAGAAUAAACACUCUACAGAGAUUACAACUGCUUAAUACCUUUGCUGAAUAUUCAUGUAUGUAAAAACAGAUCUAAUUAUGUAAAAAAAUAUGCAGGGUCUGAGUGUUUAUGCUUGUCAUGUAUAUGUUUAUUAUUAUUUUGGUAAAGUGUUUACAUAAAACUUCCUCUAUAUUUUACCCUGCUGAAGUUGGUUGCAAAUACCGCAUAAGCUUGCCUUGCUUACUUUAAACCCCAAUUCUCUCUUUUAAGAUCUACCUGUUUACAUUGGCUUGUGUGGCAUCCUGUGUCUUGUUUCACUGUUUGGAGUGCACUUGCAAAAUAUUUAUAUGAGGGUUUCGUUCACCUUUGAUAACUGAGCAAGGAUGAGAAAUAUAGCAAAACUUUGCAACCAAUGACAUCAGAGGGGUGUUCCACGAAGCAGGAUUUCUUGGUUAUCUGGGUUUAACUUAGCUAGAACUCAUGAUUGUCCAAUAAGUGCUUAGGUAAGGAGCAUUUCUAUUGGACAAUCUUGACUUCUAGCUAAGUUAAACCCAGCUAACCGAGAAAUCCUGCUUCGUGCAACACCCCCCCCGAUGGCCUAGAUUUUAUUUACAAACAUUGCAUUGUACCUUUAUGUAAAUUAAAAUGUGAAAGCAAGUUUUGUCAUGAAUCAUAUAUAUUAUAUGAACUGAAUCAGGUUGUGGAUACAAAAUGUAGCUUUGUGUUGUCCCUGCUCGUCUGAUUUAUUCAAAAAUGUUUAUAAACGAUAUUUCAAUUUUCUCAUGGUGUAUGUGUGCUGAGGAAUUUUAUUUCAAAAGAAUUUACAGAAUUUUAUUUGCAAAUGUUAUUGAAUAAAUAGUAGUGAGAGAAUUA